Molecule: messenger RNA, 308 nt
Organism: Nilaparvata lugens (brown planthopper)
Lineage: Eukaryota; Metazoa; Arthropoda; Insecta; Hemiptera; Delphacidae
Product: putative serine protease K12H4.7
Exons: 2
Biological process (GO): proteolysis
Molecular function (GO): dipeptidyl-peptidase activity; serine-type exopeptidase activity
Source: RefSeq, a predicted model, not a curated record
GUGCAUCUCCAGAUAUCUGCUACAGUUACGACAGUGAAUUUUAUUUCGACCAAAAACUCGAUCAUUUGACAAAUCGAACAACAAAAACAUGGCAGCAACGCUACUACUACAAUGAUUAUUACUACACCCUUCAAACGGAGGCGGGCUAUCCCAAGGUACCAUUGUUCCUGAUUGUGGGUGGUGAGAAGGCUGUCAUAGACGGAGGUUACACCUCAAACUCACCCAUGUAUCAUUUCGGCAUUGAAUACAGGGCUCUUGUGAUGCAUCUGGAGCACAGAUACUAUGGCAAAAGCAUGCCCACUGCGUAA